AUGGCAAACAUCCCCAUCACUAUCCCGGAAUUUAUGAAGCACACCCCUCGCUCCACACAAGCCGUUGAAAAGUUUUUUAAAAACAUGAAGCCCAUUGUUGCAAAAACAUAUGAAGAGUAUACCAUUGGUAAGCCGAGUGUACCUCUUAAUCUUCCAUUUAGUGUGAAAAUCCACCUUCCUAAAGAGCUUCAAAAGGGUGUUAAAUCAAUCGAAUUGGAAGUUGAAAAAUCCAUGACGGUCGACGAUCUUUUGAAGAAGUUUUUUGAUCGAUUUGGUGUUGGGAUCAUUCAAUUUAGAAACGUUCUUUUAGACGACUGUUUGGCAGGACUAGUCUUAUUGUGUUGUCUCAACGACGGUGACGAUCUCACCGAGCAAAUUUUCCAAUUCAUUCUAAUCCACAACAUCGAAGCAGACUUUUUCUCGUCGUAUGUAUCGAUGCAUGGCGUCAAAUCAAAACUGUUGAAUGGACUUCUCGAGAUGUGGAUGUUUGAGAAGGAGAAAACGUUUCUUGACACAUUCUUUGCACCCGUUAAAAUGCGAGUUCACAACGGGUUGUUUGAAAUCGACCCCCG
Molecule: messenger RNA, 572 nt
Organism: Entamoeba invadens IP1
Lineage: Eukaryota; Evosea; Mastigamoebida; Endamoebidae
Product: phosphatidylinositol 3-kinase, putative
Exons: 1
Source: RefSeq, a predicted model, not a curated record